Betta splendens (Siamese fighting fish) is the source of this 9144-nucleotide messenger RNA. It is a transcript of the gene ncanb, whose product is annotated as neurocan b. The coding region runs from base 402 to 4394 and encodes 1330 amino acids. The transcript is spliced from 16 exons. Gene Ontology annotation, molecular function: calcium ion binding; hyaluronic acid binding. NCBI's taxonomy places the organism in Eukaryota, Metazoa, Chordata, Actinopteri, Anabantiformes, Osphronemidae. The record is from RefSeq and is a predicted model, not a curated record. Gene Ontology annotation, biological process: cell adhesion.
CCCUCUCCCGCUAUUUGAAUAGAGAGCCUGCGGAGCGCUCUUUUGUUCAGUAGCGCUCAGCUGCUGGAGAGGUGAGCACCACUGUGGCGGGCGCUCGUCCACUCGUCGCAGCUGCUGCUUCGUCCGGUGCCCCCGAAAGACGCGCGGCCGCCGCUCCGGGCGAGGCUCGCUCCCGUCGGCGCCUUCGUCCGUCCGUCCCCGCGCGACGCGCGCAGCCGCCGCGUUUUCUCCCACUCGUGCGGGGCUUCACGCGCCGCUGGAUGCGUUGGAUCGUCGCCCCGUCCGUGGCACCGUAGCACCUGCGCCGCAUCCCGCACGCCACGCUCCCGUGACGCUGCCGUAUCGCUCUACAUUCCUGUGGACCGGACCUCACUUCUCCCCGAACGUGAAGGUGCAGCAGGAUGCAGAGCCGACUGGCUGCGUGUGGACUGCAGCCCCUGCUGGCCCUCCUUCUGCUUCAGGCUGCAGGCUAUGGCGGAACCAGAGCCGACACCGUAGUCAAUAUGCGGAAGGUGACCCAUCAAACCAUUAAGGAGGAGAUCUCCCAAACCGUCCUCCUCCCGUGCCUCUUCACCCUCCGCACCAGUGCCGGCGCGACCCACGAGCCCCCCAGGAUCAAGUGGACCAAGGUGUGGGGCCAGAGAGGGUCAGACGGUCUGCAGAAGGAACAGUCGAUCUUAGUGGCCAAGGACAAUGUGGUCAAGGUGAAGAAGGCGUACCAGGGCCGCGUGAUGCUGCCGGCUUACAAUGAGAACCGCUACAACGCCAGUCUGGCUCUGACCGGCCUGCGUUCCAGUGAUUCUGGUCUGUACCGCUGCGAGGUCGUGGUGGGAAUCAAUGACGAGCAGGACACGGUUCCUCUGGAGGUCACAGGUGUUGUGUUCCACUACCGGGCCCCACACGACCGCUACGCCCUGACGUUCGCCGACGCCAGGCGCGUGUGCGCGGAGAACUCGGCGGCGAUCGCGACGCCGGGUCAGCUGCAGGCCACGUUCGCAGACGGAUACGACAACUGCGACGCCGGCUGGCUGUCGGACCAGACUGUUCGGUAUCCCAUCCAGGCGCCUCGACCCGGUUGCUAUGGUGAUCAAGAAGACUCACCUGGAGUGCGUAGCUACGGCAAUAGGUUCCCCGAUGAGCUGUUUGAUGUCUACUGCUUUGCAAAGCAUCUUCAAGGUGAGGUCUUUCACUCCUCGGUGCCAGAGAAGCUGAGCCUGGCCACGGCCUCCACCCACUGUCACUCUCUGGGAGCUCAGCUGGCUACUGUGGGACAGCUCUUCCUUGCCUGGCAAGCCGGCCUAGACCAGUGUGACCCCGGCUGGCUCGCUGACGGCAGCGUCCGAUAUCCGAUCAACGUUCCUCGGAAGAACUGCGGGGGAGAUGAGCCCGGGGUGCGGACGGUCUACAACAACCCCGACCGCACUGGCUUCCCUGACACCACAGCCCUGUUCGACGCCUAUUGCUACCAAGCUCACCAACCAUUGGGGGUCCAGGCUGCAGAGGCACUGACUGCGUAUCAGACCAACGAUCCAACAGCAGAUGUCAUUCCCUCUGUCACUGAGUCCCAGUCCAGUGCUCCUUUUUCCAAGACGUCCUCUUGGACCGGCCUGGUUGACUUGGAAAAAACAGGAGCGCACUCCUUGGCAGGCAACAGCAACUCCUCAGAAAUCUCAGAGGAGCACAUAGUCAUACAUUUGAGGCCUGUGGACGACUGGGAUGAGAAACCGAACGCCUCUAGAAGCGGCGAUUCUGAUCAGGAGGAACAAGACAGCCCAGUGAGCAGCAGCAACUUGGGCCUCAAUGACCCUGAAGGCCCGGAAAGCAAUGGAGGUUCAGCCCGCGAGGUAGAAGAUCCCACCGCCUUUGGAUCGGACACCCCAACAUUAUCCUCCACGGUGUCUUCAACUCCUCAGCCUCAGACCAGCAACAGCGUGUUGGUGGAGUUUGUCAACACUCUGAUGAGGCCCUUCAGGUACUGGACUGGAACUGAGGUGGAGCCAGAGACAGAGAAGGAACUUUCAGUGGCAGAGGAGAAACCAGGAGAGAACCAGACACGGGGAGAGGCAUCCAGCGGAAGUGUCCCCAAACCCAGUGGAAAUAAGGGCAGCAUGGACAAUGCAAUCAUGGAACAUAGGAGUGGUAGUUUUCCCCCCCGGGCUCCUGCCAGUGGACUCCACACUCCAGAGGAGGGUUUGUCUGAACAGGAGAAGGAGGUUGUGCCACUGACUCGAUUAGUGCCUGCAUUACAACAUCCAGGCCAAGGUGACACCAGCCAAGAAGCCUCCAGCACAUCUGCUGACAACUCUGUCUCCACCGUUCACAAAUCCACUGCACCAGGUCCCGAUGAGAGAUCCCCCAGUGAACACAUCUCUGCCUCUGCACCUGCUCCCGCCCUCAGCAGCCAGUUUCGUUGGGCCUUUAAGACCAUGCAUGGCUCCAGAGUAGGUUCCCCUGUGGGUAAUCGUCCCACCUGGGAGCCCAUGGAAGCCAAAGCAGGGCCCCUGGAGGUGAUGACCCUGCCCACUUCCUUCCGACAGGACAACCUAGAAAACUAUUCAGGCGAGGGAAAGGACCAGGACCGGGAGGACGGCAAUGCUCCAUCAGCUGCUAGAGCUGCGUCAGGGGAGGAGAAGGAGGUGGAGGGAAGCAGUGAGGGCAGCAACUAUCCUGGUGGAAUUGUAGUUCAAGUUAGCAGUAGCGCUAAGCCCGAGUCAGAGCCCGCAUUCAGCCAGAGCGAGCCCGUAUCGGUGGCGGAGCUCACCACCCACCAGUCCCGGUGGCAGCUGGUGCAGCAGUCUACACCCCCACCUCCAGGCUCCCGGGAGCCGGACACGGCGGAGGAGGCCCGGGGAGAGAUCCUCUACAUCCGCCGUCCUACUGAGGAGCUCUCCUCUGCGUUUCCUCGCAGGCGAGAGAGCAGUUCAAGCUCAGGCGACUCUCCUGUUUUUAGGAAGCACAACGUAGACACGAGCCGAGAGGAGGCGGUGACGGCCACAACCAAAUCUGUGAUGGAGAUGCUGGUGACUGCGGCUUCUACAGUCGAGCUCCUGACAAGCAGAGAUGCGCAGAGCACAGAUCCCACCGCCACGGCACCGGCCACGGAAAAUCCAUCCACAGAGGAGCCGUCUAUCUCCAUUUCAUGGGCUUUAGAGGACAAGGCGAGGUCGACAGGCUCAGCCCACAUGCAGGAGGACGGGGCCAGUGCGGCGCCCACCGAGGGUCCGGCCCAGUUCGCCACCUCGGCGCCGACCUCGAGGAGCGCCACGGCCACAGAGAUGGAGUCCAGGUCCGCCGUGACCGAAUCCUUCGUGCUGGGAAGCCGCUGGACGCCUUUCAAAGCCGUGAGCUCGAAAUCAGAGGAACCGAAAGCCACAAUGGCGGCGGAGAGCAACGACACAAGCAACCCUUUCGACCUGCUGGAACCCAACUGGGCCCUGGGACUCAUCCCAUCAGUGGAGAGCAACCCGUGCCAAACCAACCCCUGUCUCCACGGCGGGCGGUGCCUGCAGGAAGGCGACGGCUACAGCUGCUACUGUCCUCAGGGCUUCUCCGGAGAGAGCUGCGAGAUCGACAUUGACGACUGCCAGUCCAAUCCAUGCCAGAACGGGGGAACUUGUAUCGAUGAGAUCAACUCCUUCGUCUGCCUCUGUCUGCCCAGCUACGGCGGAGCCACAUGCGAGAAAGACACCGAGGGCUGCGAGCACACGUGGAGGAAGUUCCACGGCCACUGCUACAGGUACUUCAGCCGCCGGCACACCUGGGAGGACGCCGAGAAGGACUGCAGGGAGCACAGCGGGCACCUGGCCAGCGUCCACAGCCUGGCUGAGCAGAGCUUCAUCAGAGGUCUGAGCCAUGACAACACCUGGAUCGGGUUGAACGACCGCACGGUGGAGGACGACUUCCAGUGGACGGACAAAAUGGACCUGCAAUACGAGAACUGGCGCGAGAACCAGCCGGACAACUUCUUCGCUGGAGGAGAGGACUGCGUGGUGAUGAUCGCGCACGAGAACGGCAAAUGGAACGACGUGCCCUGCAACUACAACCUGCCCUACGUCUGCAAGAAGGGAACAGUCCUCUGCGGCGCGCCGCCCGCCGUGGACAACGCCUUCCUCAUCGGCCGCAAGCGCUCCCACUACGACAUCCACUCCGUGGUGCGUUACCAGUGUGCGGACGGCUUCCUGCAGCGCCACGUUCCCACCGCCAAGUGCCGCGCCAACGGCAAGUGGGACCGACCGAAGAUCAUCUGCAUAAGAUCAGCCCGGCGAGCCCACCGCUACCGGCGCCACCACCAUAAGGGCCGGAGAGAGCGCAGGAAGCACAGGAGGCACGGCCACAGGGAGGGCGGCCACCACGGAGGGGAGCAAGGCCAGGGCCACAGCCACGCCCACUUCUGAACCAAAAACCCGCCCCUUCCCCUGUCGCGCCCCCAGCUCCUUCCCUGCGAUGCCCCGCCCCUUAGCUCCGCCCACGGCUCUGCGCCUGUAUCCCUGUCAACUCCGGGGCCUGUCAGAGUGCUGGCAGGCGUCACCGGGACAGUGACAACCCCCUUUGUACUCUUUUUACGUUCCCCUCUCUGUUCUACCUUCCCGUCUUCACCUGUCUGUCUAUCACCCGCCCGCCUACGUGCCCCACUUAACCCCGCCCCCCCCCCCGUCGAGUUCAGCGAUGCUCCGAGUCGCCGGGCUACGCCGAGAAAUAAACCUUUGUGACCUACGCUGAAGAUUCUUCAGAGAAAAUCAGUUUGGUACAACUUGUAAAUAGGGACAACAUCACUGAAAAUGAUCAAAUGAUCAAAAUCAGACGAGUCAAGGAAAACAUCAUGCUGUUGACUUGAGCCUUUUGUCUGUUAGACACGUUAUUUUUUACGAAUACCCAGUGUUUAUUUCUUGACUCUGCUGCUUUUGGCUUCGCCGGUUUGUACUCGACUCAAAGUGACAUGGAUUUAUUCUGAGACAAAUUUAAUUGAUUUUCUUUGAAUUAGACGCAGCUGUGAGCGACGGCUGAAUUUGAUUGUUAGCGUUGUAUUAUCUCGUCAGUGUGAGGCUUUAGAUCCGAUGCUUAACCCCCAGAGGAGGAAGGAAAACGCUUCUCAUCGCGUUCGAUCUCGGUACGCGUCACUUUUCGGAGCGGCUCAAACGGCGUCAGACACCUGUCGCUGUCACGCGCUUGUCGUAACUCAGCAGCUCAGCACAAUUUUUGUUUCUCCACCAGCGUUUGCAGUGAGCUCAUUAACGUAAUGCAGCGGGGCCGGAUUUGCGUGUUUGUGGACUAACGAGAACCUGUGCUGUGCAGAGGAGGCUGAGCAGCUUAAGGCACCGCCGCGCUCCUCGGAGCAAGCGCGAGGUGCGACGCGCCCCACACGCAGCGACAGCACAGAGGAUGAAAGCGUCAUCUGUUCUCAGUGGAACAACAACAACAAGGUGGUGGUGGUGGUGGUAGUCACACAGCGGCGGCUCGGGCUCGUCUGCCGCUGUACAGUCGACGGCGGCUCAUCUAAAAGUCGACUAGGUGACACUGACAUUAUAUGAGGACAGAUUGUUGCGUGCUCGCUACUGUACAUGUACAUUUAUCAGAAGCCUUUGAUUCAUCUCUAUUUAAUGUACACGGUUCCCUUUGUUACUCUGGCCUCAUAGAUUAGAGAUGACCACGGCCCCGGCUGACGACUGUGGGAUGAUAAACCAACACUCACACAUGUCUGAGUCUCCUUUGUGCAUGAGUGAAGGUGUUGACUGAUGAUGAUGAUGAUUAUGAUGAUGAUGAUGAUCAUCAUCAUGAUGAUGAUGAUGAUGAUGAUGGAGCGGUAGUGGGGAUGAAGGCCUGGCUGCCUCUGGGCUGCUUCCUACCGUUACCGCUUUAAAGAGGAGCCUGAGUCGUAUAAACCGGCGCGGUGCCCUCGUUCCCGUCGCCUUUACUGCCGGGGUAAAUGGGUCUUUAAAGCCCGCGCUCGCGGGGGAAGCUGCUGGGAUUAUGUCGCAAACACUGACUCCGGCGUUUUGAUGUCGCUCAAUCUCGUCCCCCGUUUUCCUCUCACCACCUCUGCACUUUAGUGCUUUUGGUUGGUUCCCCUCAUUCAGCCUUCUGCGCGCCGUCGCUCUCCUUUCGCUGGAGAAUAAGCACUUCUGAGUGAAGUUCAGCCGGUUCUGAGUGUUUUUCAGCAGCCUUCAGUGCGUUACACAAAAAAGAGCGAAUUGUGUUAUAGAAAAUCCCAUGAAUAGAAAAAAAUCCAUCCUGUGCACAUUAAUUCUCCGCCUUUGUUUGUCUCUUCUCAACACUCCUCUGCUCGGAGAUAAACGAUGAACCUACACCUCUCUAUCAGUUUAAUUAAUCUACCGCAUGCCUAAUUAACAAGUGGCAUUAUCUGGAGAGGCGCAGAGUUGUAAUGACGGGACGGGCUGCGUUGACGGACAGCCGGGGGAAGGGUUAUGGUGACGGACAGCCGGGGGAAGGGUUAGGGUGACGGACAGGAGGUGCGGGAGCUGUCACGGCAGUCCAAGCCGUCGCUUUGUCGAUGUCAGGCCUUAAAAAAUGGAUUUAACACAGGUGGAUGAAUGAAAGGUCAGACAGAAGCCUCUCACACAGUAAUUCAAAUCCCAGUUGAAUCCCGGAGACGGCGGCGGCGGCAGGACACCAGGUAGUCACGGAAACAAGAUAAAAAAAAGCAGCUUAUACGGAAUUAGUUUGUGUUUUGAUGUCAACAAAACACGGCAUCCACUGAAAUGAUGUUUAAUCGUCUCCUCCGCCACUUUUGCCCAGCCACUGCUGAGAUGCCGAACAUUAAGGGAAGGAUGAUUUAUAGCACCUAAUGAGCUGCUUUCAGCUGAUAAUGUUGUUUCGCGCUGAGGUUCGGGCAGAUUUCUCUUUCCAAAGCAGCCGAAGUAAAAUGGCCGCGGCAUCAAAGGUUUAAGGCGCUGGUCCUCACUGGGCUCAGUGUGUCUGUUAGUGUGGGAGCCGCCAGCUUUUGGCGCAACCUUUGGGGACAGGGAACUUUUUCCUCUCUGACACUAUCAUGCAACCAAUGUCCUCCUUUAUUUCAAACACGGACCCUCGCUCACAGAGGAGUCCUUCUCCCUCGUGUCAUCCGUGUUUUUGUAGCCGAAGCCCCGGUGGCAGGCAGACGGAGCCGCGGCCUCAGUGUGAGCGCUUAAUCAUGAAGACGAGCGGCUCAUCAGAGGUCGGUGAGCGUCGUCACAGCCAGAAGGCUUGUUUUCACACCAUCCUAAUUGAGAGCCGGUCGCCGUCCUCACUCAUGGAGACGACUACUGAGAUCAGCACACGUGUAACUGAGGGGGAGCUGUCGUUGUUUAAACAGUAACGGAGCAGGAGCACAACUAGGUUAGACUUGAGCUUAGCGCGUGUGUGUGUGUGUGUGUGUGUGUGUGUGUGUGUGUGUGUGUGUGUGUGUGUGUGUGUGUGUGUGUGUGUGUGUGUGUGUGUGGCGGAAUUUACCGCCACAUGUCACAGGAAUUUAACGCUCAGUGUCUCUGCAGCAUUUAUACACAUGAUGAGAGACCUUAUAUACAAGCAUGAAAUAGAAAUAAUAAUAAUAAUAAACCUCAGUGAACACAGCUAUAUAAAACGUUUAGCAUUAAGCUGAUCAGACUACAGUACAUGCUGUGGCUGCACCCCCUCAUUGAUUUUCAUUUGCAGUGAGUGAAAACUGUGACUAGCAGAUUGUGUUAGAGUGACAGUAUCUAGUUAACGUGGCAUUUGUUAUUUUAUUUAGUUGAGAAUAUUGUCUUCAAAUAAUACUUUAAUUUCAUUUUAUGACAGUUUGUUUUCAUUCUAAAUAAGAGGCCUAAAUAAACACCUGACAUCUAGUUUAAUUGGUAACAGUGGCAGAAAAAGGACAAAAUGUGAUGCUGAGACUGCUAUGGCUGUAAAAUCCAUAAUGUCCCUGAACGCCUCACACGCACAGGUUGCACCGGUGUUUGUGCUCCUGUUACUGUGUUGACAUCAAAGGCAUGUGACAGGUCCAGUGAUGAGGUGUUGGUACCGGAGAGGUGGGCUCAGUGUGCAACCAGUCUGUGUCCCUGUAAAUAAACACGUCUUUGGCCCAGUCCUGUUCUGUUUUAGCUGAAGGUCAAAUCUGAAUCCAUCCCAUAACGUCGCUGUAAGUGCUGCACCAACAGUUUGAACCGGACAGUAAAGUUUUUUUAUCAUCUUCAUCGGCGACAGAUGCGCGUGUGCGUGUGCACGUGACUGGGCGCUCGGCCUCCGGUUCCGACCGUCCUUGACUGCACACCCGCAUUGAAACGCAGGGCUCGUCGGCAAUGACAGCCUGAUAAGAGUCGCGCGGGCCGCCGUGUUUCGCGGCACGCGGACAGACUAUUGAUUCCAUUAUUAGGCUGUCUAUCUGGUUCCUAUUAGGUUUGUCGAUGGCAUUGACGGUACAACCGCCGCGUGGAGGCUGUCGGAGCUCGCUGCACUCUCUCUCUCCCUCUCUCUCUUCGACCCCCCCCCCCCCCCCCCCCCCCCUCCACCGCCGCGUAGCUCCGUAGCUGACGUAAAGCUCCAUCUCUAGUGGUUUUCGUGUGACACGGCGUCUCCGUCUGAUUCCGAGCGGAGACAAUCUGUCAUUGUCGGAAAAGCGACUGUAUUCUGUGGGGAUGUUUGGACGCAGCGAUGAAUGGGGACGCGUUACAGUGAGAGAGAAUGAAGAAGACAAACGCAGAGCAGAAACCAACGAGAAACACUCCCUCUUCUCCUCUGUGAUGUAAAUACUCUGAGCUUUUCCUUUCUUUCCUGUGUUCCUUUUUUUCCUUUUUUCUGAAUCCUUUUGAGCCCUUACUGUGUUUGUUGCGUAGCCUCUCUGGACCAUAUUCACACAGCCCCAGUAGAUCCACAAGCCUGUUUGUUGCUUUGUGUUCCUCCACAUCCACGCGCCGCCGCAUCAGGAAGAGCGCAGCCGCCGCCGUCGACGCACGCGGGGCCGCGUUCACCGCGCGAGCGAACGGCGCUGGCUGCGUGUUCACGUCAGCUGUGAGCGGAGACGCAGUCUGACGGCAGCCGAGCCCCGCUGUUUGAAUGUGGUCCACGUGUAUUUAUCCAUAUUUAUUGGUGUGUGUUCUUAUGAAUUCCAGUCAUUGUAUCAUAUUCUUUACAAAACAAAGGAUCAUUAAAGGAAACCCUUGUUUGGAUCUGUUA